Messenger RNA from Camelus dromedarius (Arabian camel), 2254 nucleotides. It is a transcript of the gene ZPBP2, whose product is annotated as zona pellucida binding protein 2. Gene Ontology annotation, cellular component: zona pellucida receptor complex; acrosomal vesicle; extracellular region. Bases 205 to 1185 code for a protein of 326 amino acids. The record is from RefSeq and is a predicted model, not a curated record. The transcript has 8 exons. NCBI's taxonomy places the organism in Eukaryota, Metazoa, Chordata, Mammalia, Artiodactyla, Camelidae. Gene Ontology annotation, biological process: acrosome assembly; binding of sperm to zona pellucida.
CCGGCUCAGGCGCGCGAGGCCCCCGAGCACGCACGCGAUCUCUUGCGCGUCGGCUCUCGCGGUAGCGAAGGACGGAUAACGGGGCUGACCACUGGCGGUUUGCUCCGCUGUGUGGAGGAGAGAUGGGGAGGCGUCGUGCCGGGGCUGAGGUAGAAAGGAGCCCGCCCCAUCGACGCCUCCUGCGACACUAACCCCUGAACCGUGAUGCGAGCGUGGGUCCUUCUCUCCGCGGUGCUCUGGUACCUCGCAGGAGUUGGAUGGCAGCGUUCUUCCAUAAUCACUAAGGAAGGCUUCGUUUAUGGCAAAGUGGGACGCCCAGUGAAAUUAUAUGUAGAAUUACAUCACAAUAGCCCAGUCCUUCUCUGUACUGAUUUUAAACGUGCUCAAAAGGAAACGGUGGACCCCACCUAUUUAUGGAUUGGGCCUAAUGAAAAACCAUUAACAGGAACUAGUAGGAUAAAUAUAACUAAAACAGGAAAGCUGCUGGUAAAAGACUUUCUGGAGCCUUUGUCCGGACUUUACACAUGCACUCUUUCUUAUAAGACUGUCAAAGCAGAAACCCAAGAAGAAAAGACAGUAAAGCAGAGAUAUGACUUUAUGCUUUUUGCCUAUCGGGAACCUGAUUAUGCAUAUCAGAUAGCUGUACGUUUUACCACAAAAUCUUGUGUAGGAAAAUAUAAUGAUCUGCUUUUUAAAGUGCUGAAGAAAAUCUUGAAUAAUUUAAUUUCUGAUUUGUCAUGCCAUAUCAUAGAACCAUCAUAUAAAUGCCAUUUUGUUAAAAUUCCAAAACAUGGCCUCACUCAUGAGCUGUUUAUAGCCUUUCAAGUUAAUCCUUUUGCACCGAGGUGGAAAGGUACAUGCAAUGAGUCUGUUGACUGUGAAGAUACCACUAAUCAUAAUAUCCUCCAGGCAAGAGAUCGAAUAGAAGAAUUUUUCCGGCGCCAAGCAUAUAUUUUCAAGCAUGACUUUAAGAAAACUCUACCAGCUAUGCAUUUUGUGGACCACAGUUUUCAUAUAAUGCGUAUGGAUAGCUGUCGUCCAGGCUUUGGGAAAAACGAAGGUCUGCACAGCAAUUGCGCUAGUUGUUGCGUGGUUUGUAGUCCUGGGACGUUUAGUCCUGAUGUCGAUGUUACAUGUCAGACUUGUGUUUCCACGCGUAUCUACGGAGCUAAAACUUGCCCAUAAACUUCAAAAAUCGCAAUGUGAAGACUAAAGGUGAAAGCACUGUUCUUGCUUGUGGAGGUGGGAGACAUAAGAUGACUUGCUCACAUCCCAGAGAGUCACAGAUAGUUCCAUUAAGUAAGAUCAGUAAGAUGAUAACAUUGGAAAACAUACAUUUUAGAAAUCUUAAAAAGAUAGUCGACAUGGCAUUUCUAAGAAGGCAUUUAAUCUAAUAUCACCAGCAUGCAAAGGAAAGUGUAAGUAUCAGUGGAUGAUUUUUAAUGAAAUAUGUUUUGUUGUUUACAAACAAACAGUCUGUACCUAAGACUAUAUUAAGGUCAAGAGUAGCAAAAUAUAAUGUAAUAAAAACUUUAUACUUCCCACAUGUUAUUUUGUUUGAUAUCACUCUUGUAUGAUAUAAAAGCAUAUAUAUUACUCUUAUAAUUAGAACCAAAAAGUUAUUUAUUUUGGUCUCUUUGCUUUUAGAUUGUUUUUAGAAAAAUAGACUUUAUUUUUUAGUAUAGUUUUAGGUUUACAGAAUAAUCUAGCAGAUAUUACACGGAGUUCCAUAUACCCACUCCAGCCCAUGCCCUCACCCCUUCCCAGUUUCCUCUAUUAUUAAAGUCUUACAUUAGUGUGAUACAUUUGUUACAAUUAAUGAACCAACGUUGAUACAUUAUCAGCUAUAGCUCAUAGUUUAUAUUAAGGUUCAUUAUUUGUAUGGUAUAGUUCUGUGAGUUUUGACAGAUGCAUAAUGACCUGUGUCCAUCCUUAUGGUUUCAUACAGAACAGUUUCACCACCGUUAUUUUAAGCCCUGUGCUUCACCUGUUCAUCUCUCUCACUCACCCCAGAGCCCUUGACAACCACUAAUUUUUUACUGUCUCUGUAGCUUUGCCUUUUCCAAAAUGUCAUAUACUUGGAAUUGUACAGUAUAUAGACUUUCCAGACUGGCUUCUUUCACUUAGCAAUAUAUGUUUAAGGUUCCUCCUUAUCUCUUUGUGACUUGAUAGAUCUUUUUUAAUUACUGGAUAAUAUUCCAUCAUAUGGGUAUAUAAAGGAUAUCUUGAUUGCUUACAGUUUUUGGUGAUUAUG